Alternaria viburni is the source of this 1338-nucleotide messenger RNA. RefSeq lists its product as uncharacterized. NCBI's taxonomy places the organism in Eukaryota, Fungi, Ascomycota, Dothideomycetes, Pleosporales, Pleosporaceae. Gene Ontology annotation, biological process: protein phosphorylation. The coding region runs from base 1 to 1338 and encodes 445 amino acids. The transcript has a single exon. Gene Ontology annotation, molecular function: ATP binding; protein kinase activity. The record is from RefSeq and is a predicted model, not a curated record.
AUGAUGUUGUACGACGAACUAGCCCAGCAAGAUGAAGAGCUGAUACAUGAGACGUGGAAGAACAGACUUGACGCAGCGCAGAAAGAGAUUGUUGACUUCGUCAUCAAGCGAGUGGGAAGUUGUGUCGCUGGAGAGUUCGGUGGCUACCUUGAAGGGUCCUACAACGUCUGCCUAGUCAUCAAGCUCAACACAAAGCCUACGUAUCUGAUACGCUUCCCACAGCCAGGGACAACUGCUGCACGUUUCUUAGAUGAGAAAGUUCGAAACGAAGUCCAAGUCAUGGACUUACUACGCAGGACCACGAUCCCGCUACCGAAAGUAUACAAAUGGGGUCUGACUAGCGAUAGCCCGUCACAGCUUGGCCCGUAUAUUAUAAUGGAGUAUGUUGAAGGCAUACCAUUGAUCAACGAGUUACGACGACCCAUAAAGACCGAUGACGGUGUCGAGAUGGAACUCUGGAGAAACUUGGGCAACCCAAGAGUUCUCCGUGCCUACAGCCAAAUAUGUGACUAUAUGUUGCAAAUACAUCAGCUGGAUUUCAGUACUGCAGGUGCUAUAAGAAGGAGCAACCCAGAUGAGUGGGUAGCUAGCGAACGACCUGUCACCGAUAACAUGAACAUUUUAGCAAGGAACAUUCUGAAUUACCCAACCGAAUACUUCCCUACUGCAAGCAUCUCAUCUCCAAAGGCCUACUUUGAGCAGCUCGCCGAUCAACACCUAGCUCAUCUUCAUACCCAAAGAAACGCCGUGGAGAACCGUGAAGACGCUAGAAGAUGUUUCAUCGCUCGCCAUCGCCUCAAACAAUCUAUUAACGAGUACCUGUCUACCGACACCGAAACGAGUCCUUUCAAGCUAUACUGCUGGGAUCUUCGCCCAUCGAACAUGCUCGUAGACGACGAUCUAAACGUCAAAGCCGUACUGGACUUCGAAUUCUGUAACGCGCUGCCCGCGCAAUUCGCCCAUGACCCACCGUGGUGGCUUACUAUCUUGCGACCAACCACGUGGAUCGACAAUGACUUCUAUUUUGGUGCUCUGAAAGACAGACUUGAGCCUCACAUUGAACAAUUCCUGCAGGUAAUGGAGAAGAAAGAGAGGGAGAUGGGUGGAACUGUAGUACCACUGUCCGCUCGUAUGCGCGAUUCGUGGACUUCCAACAGAUUUUGGUUCAAUAUCGCGAAAAAUAGCUGGAGCAUUGAUGCUGUGUAUUGGGCUGCGCUACAUAAGCCGGGUGAUGAGGUACUGGAUGAUGAUCUUAAGGCCGAGAUGGAGGUGUUUGUGGAGAUGAAAAUGGAGCAACUGGAUGCAUAUAAGGCUGAAUGUAAGGCACGUGGUAUUUGA